CAGUGCAGCGGGGGCUGUGCACAUCCACGCAGGCAUGGCUUCUCUGCACGGGCAAAACACAGGAAGACGGAAGGAUGUGACUCCUCAUCUGGUGGAGGUGUGAGUCUGGGUGCCUUUCCAAUCACAAUAAUAUCUCCCUCCGUUUUGCUCGGGGAGAAGGACAUCUGUGUUGUGUUGGUUUUUUUUGUCACUUUCAUUGUGGAUCCUAGUCUCUCACCUCAUAUAUCUAUAUGAAACCUUGGGACUCAUGAGAGGCACAGGGGAAGCAUUGGCGAGCUGGAGAUAGAAUGGCUCACUACAAACAUGUUUCAGCCAGGAAGACUUCUCUAAACCUUGUCACUGGAUUUUUCCAAUAUCUGCGAGACGAGCAGGAGGUGGUGCAAAAACGGACUUUCACAAAAUGGAUUAACUCUCAUUUAGCAAAGCACAAACCACCCCUUGAGGUGAAUGACCUUUUUGAGGACAUCAAAGAUGGGGUGAAGCUCUUGGCUCUGCUGGAAGUCCUCUCUGGUCAGCGACUUCCCGCUGAGCAAGGGCGCCAGCUCAAGAGGAUCCACUGGGUCUCCAACAUUGGCUCUGCCCUCAAGUUCUUGGAAGGCAGGAAGUCUGUGUAUCGAGGAUCUCCGAUCAAACUUGUCAAUAUUCAUGCCACUGACAUCGCUGAUGGACGACCGUCAAUAGUCCUUGGUUUGAUAUGGACCAUUAUCCUCUACUUUCAGAUCGAAGAGUUAACCAGCAACCUUCCAGCCCUCCACACUCUGUCCAUCAGCAACUCCUCUGUGGAGAGUUUAGCCAACUCUGAGUCUGGAAGCCCCCCCAUGAAGAGGAAGGUGGUCAAGUUUCAGGGCAACGCCAAAAAGGCCCUGCUCAGAUGGGUGCAGUGUACUGCUGCUAAGCAACAUGGGAUAGAGGUGAAGGACUUUGGCCCCAGCUGGCGCGAUGGAAUUGCUUUUCAGGCGGUGGUCCAGUCAAUCAGGCCCGACCUGGUGGACAUGGAGGUGGUCAGAAGAAGGAACAACAGGGAAAACUUAGAGGAGGCCUUUGCACUUGCAGAACAUGAACUUGGAAUUCCUCGCCUGCUGGAUCCAGAAGAUGUGGAUGUCGACAAGCCGGAUGAGAAAUCCAUCAUGACGUAUGUGGCUCAGUUCCUCAAACACUACCCAAAUCCUCACCACUCUGAAACAGAUGGACAUCAUGGAGAGUUUGCUGGCCACGAUAUUGAACAAAUGCUUGAGAGGGAGGAGCGGAAGAUGUUAAGAGAGCUGAAGGUCUUUCUCGACCAAUUGGAGAGAGAUGUCCUCAGAGCUCAAGGAGCUGAGGGAAAUCUCACCGACAAAUAUCAGGCGUUUAAGAGCUUCCGCGUCCAGUAUGAGAUGAAGAAAAAGCAGACCGAGCCGCUGCUGCAGCCAGUCCACAGAGAUGGGAAGCUGUCAGUGGAUCAGGCUCUGGUCAAACAAGCCUGGGACAGAGUGUCUGCCAGGCUGCUGGAGUGGCACAUCAAUCUGGACAAGUCCCUUCCAGGCCCUCUGGGAGUGAUCGGGGCCUGGCUGCACAGAGCAGAGAUGGCUCUGCGGGAGGACGUUCCCACCCACCACGCUCAUGAAGAGACUGCUAAUGUUUUUCACCGGAAACUGGAGCAGCACAGAGAUGUAUUAAAAAACCUGGAGAUGCACAGGCAGCCUUUCCAGCAGAUCCACCGGGACAGGUCGGUCAAUGGUGUUCCGGUCCCAGCGGAGCAGCUCCAGGAUAUGGCAGAAAGGUUCAAUUUUGUGUCGACGUCAUCGCACGCUCACUUGAUCAAAAUGGAGUUUUUGGAGAUGAAGUAUCGACUCUUAGCGUUUCUCAUCUUGGCGGAGUCUAAGCUCAAGUCCUGGAUCAUCAAAUACGGCAGGCGGGACUCAGUCGAGCUGCUGCUGCAAAGCUACCUUACUUUCAUCGAAGGCUACCAGUUCUUUGAACAGUAUGAGAGUAUGUUCACUGCCUUGAAGCAAGCUGCGGAGGUCUAUGUGAAGUCUGACAGCUCAAGGUCUAAGACCAGUAUUCGGGUCGACGAAGCAGAAGGUGUGAGCAGGUUUCUCCAUGACACCACUGCUCAGUGGAAGAACCUGGCGUUGGAGGUACGGAGCGUCCGGAGCAUGCUGGAGGAGGUGAUCAGUAACUGGGAGAAGUACAGCAGUACUGUGGCAGCGCUGCAGGCGUGGCUAGAGGACGCAGAGCAGAUGCUGAACCAGUCAGAGAACUCCAAACGUGAUUUUUUCCGAAACCUUCCCCACUGGGUCCAGCAGCACAUGGACAUGAAUGAUGCUGGGAACUUCCUCAUCGAGACGUGCGACGACACAGUGUCCAGGGACCUCAAGCAGCAGCUGCUUUUGCUAAAUGGAAGAUGGAGGGAGCUGUUUGUGAAAGUCAAAUAUUAUGCCCGAGCGGAUGAGGUUGAUAAGCUGAGGCAGGACUACCAUGAUGGCAUCAACACCUUAAAAAUGUUCAUGGAUGCAACGAACGAGAAGAUGACCGCCCCAGUGCAGAUUUCCUUCUUGAAUGUCCGAGCGUUUGUUCAGGAUGUUGAGGAAAUCAAACACAAAGUGCCGGCGAUGGAGGCCGCAUGUAAGGCAGCAGGCCGGACAGCGCAGCUUCUGACCAAAGACACUUCACAGGGAGAGGUGUCCCAGAUGAUGACAGUGAUGACGUCGAUCAAAGAGCAGCUUAGCAAGGUGAGGGAGCGUUGUUUGCCACUUCUCCGGGAGUCUCAGUCUCUUCUAGCCCCGCUGGAGGAGAUUGAGAAGAACAUCACAGGGUUCUAUCAGGCUCUGGAGAAGGCUAGUCACAUCACCAGUACAAGUGACUCAGAGGCUCCGGUAGACUUCAAGCAGAAGUGUCAGGAGCUGGCGACGUUUACGCAGAGCUGUAAGAAGUGUCUGACAGUGAUCGAGAAGAAUCACCAGGGCAUCCAGAAAAGCAUUAACGUCAGUAAAACUCUGCAGCACAUGGAUAUGAGUCUGCUGCAGAAGCGGGUCGCAGACCUUCAGUCAUCCUCACAGACCAUGUUUAGAGAAGCCACGGACUGGAGGAAGCACAUGGAGGCCAAUAGCAGCCUCAUGAAGAGGUUUGAGGAGUCAAAAGUUGAGCUGGAGAAGAUUCUGAGGAUGGCUGAGUCUUGUCUGACCGAAAGAGGAGAUCCACAGGAAAUGCUUAAAAGACACACAGAUUGUUUCAGCCAGCUGGACCAGCGGGUCUUGAACACUUUCCUCAAAGCUUGCGAUGAGCUGACGGAUAUUCUGCCUGAGCAGGAGCAGCAGUCGCUGCAGGACACAGUCAGGAAACUGCACAAGCACUGGAAGGACAUCCAAACAGAAUCUGUCUUCCAUCUCCUACGCCUCAAAGUGGACGUGGAGAGGAGCAAGCUCACGGUGUUACUGCAGGAGUGUCAGGCUGAAGUGACCCGAGAGAGCCGCCACCUUGCCAGCAUGGGCAGUGAAAGGCUUAUUAAAGAGCAUAGGGCCUUUUUCCGGGAAAAAGGUCCCCAGUCCAUAUGUGAGAAGAGGCUUCAGUUGAUGGAGGAAAUUUGCCAGAAACUUCCAGAGGGAGACGUUGCACACAAGACACUGGGAAAAGCCAGAAAAGAAUUCACAGAAGUCUCAGAGGAAAUUGAAAACACCCACCAGAAGCUGAUGCAGCAUCAAGACAAAUGGAAGGAGUACGGCUUAAGAUAUGCUGAGCUAUCCUGCUGGCUUAUAUCCAAAGAAAGCCAACUGAGGCUUCUGAGGAACCGGGCCGGUGACCCGAGAAAGUAUGGCCAGGUGAAGUCGACGAUACUGGAGUUGAGACGGGAUGCAGAGAUGCAGGAGGGGAACCUGGGCUGGCUGAAAGCUCGUAUGGCCGUGCUGAUGAAGAUCGCUGCUGACCCUGAUGCCCAGAAACAAGAGAGCAUCCUCAGCAAGCUUACGACCGACUUCAAGGGGCUGCUCACAUCUCUGUCUGAGGCUGAGAAGAUGGUCUUGGCUGUGGGUGACUGCGUCCAGUUCAGACAAGAGGUCAAAACGACUCUGGACGAUCUUGUCCAGGGGCAGAAAGAGGCCCAGGCGGAAGUCUCUAAAAUCCUUGAUUGUCCAACGGUUCGAGAAGCCCAACAACUCCUGCUGGUUUACCAGCAACUAUUGAAACGCCUUAAACUGAAGAGGAAAGAUGUUCAGCAGUUGAUCACAAAGGGACAGCAGCUACAGACCGAGGAGGGUGUCGGGGAGAAUCUGCAGCAGGAUCUUCAGAGUCUGGAGAACACAGUCAGCAAAAUGGAACAAACUAUGGAGUCGCAGGAGCAAAGUCUUGAGGUGACUUUGGCUGCGUGGCAGGAAUUUGACAGCCAACAAGAAGCAGUACAAGAGUUUGUCAAUAAGGCCCGAACAGCCAUGGAUAGAGACCUGAACUUCAGCAGCCCUGAGAGCCUUGUCUUUGAACUUGACCAGACCAAGGUAAUGCUGAAGCAAUGUGAAGCAGAGUCUUCUCAUAUGAACAGUCUCCUAAAGAGAGCAGCAGAGAUCCAGCUCAGCCAGAAGAACAAGAAUCUGCUGCUGCAGCAGGCCCACUCUUUCAGGGAGCAGCUGGACCAGGUGGAGGCCGGCUUGAAGAAGGAAGUUCAGACUGUGGAGGAAAUGAGACUCCAGUGGGAUCAGUUUGGAGCUGGAUUUGAGGAUCUGUCUUUAUGGAUCUCUAACAAGGAGAAACAGCUGGACUCUGUCAGGAGAUCCACUUCUCCCCUGGAAGAACGGAUGGCAACAGUGAAGAGAGUUGGCACUGAGCUUCAGGAGCGAGCUGAGCGUCUGUCUCAACUGGAGGCAGAAUCCCAGACUGUCGCCAAGUUUGUCUCUUCAGGUGAGGUCGCAAGGCUCAAGGCCCGUCUGACCCAAAUUGGUCGCUACUGGGAUGAGCUGAAGGACAGCGUUCAGCAGCUGGACGCCCAACUGACGGAGAACUUUUCCCAUCAGCAGAAAUUCAAGAUGGGCAUAAAUGAGGUCCAAGAAUCUCUCAAUAAGCUGCAGAGCAAUUUGAUGCUUCCAGUUGUAUCUUGCACUUCCUCAUCAGAGACCUACAAAACUCUUCAAAACCACAUGGACGUGUGUCAGUGCCUUGAAAGGCUGCAUGGAAGUCUACUGUCUCUAUCAGCGGCAGCCAGGAGACUCAGUGAUAGAGAAGAAGCAGAGAAAACUGUGGCUGAACUCCACUCCUGCUGUGAACAAAAUUCUCAGGAUGCAAAAGACAAACAGAAUCAUUUGGAAAGGAUCAUGUCUCAGUGGCAAAAGUUUGAGAAAAAGCUGUCGAUGUUUGUCUCCUGUUUGGAGAGAAGUGAAUCAGCUACCAAAUCAGAGAGUCAUCGUCUCUGUGCUGACAAGUCCAGGCUACGUACAGAACUCCAGGAUUUACAGGCGCUGCAGUCUGAGUUCCAGGUGCUUCAGUCCACCUUUGCUGACUUGGUGUCUCUCGCAGCAUCGUUGUAUCCCACGGCUCAUCCAGAGAGAGUCAAACAGCUUAAAGAUGAAUUUCACAGUCUGCAGCAGAGAUUAAACGGUCAGACGACUGCCCUUCCCAAAAUAAUCGAGGACCUCCAGGCUCACCUCUCACUUGCAGAGCAGUUUGAUCAGAGCUUGCUGAAGUUUUCUCAGUGGAGCGAGGCCAUACUUUCUAGGCUGCACGCUGCUGCUCAAGUCACCAUCAGUGACCUGCAUCCAUCGAUAAUCCACAUCAAGGAGACACAAGAGGCUUUGCAAAAACAAUCUAAUGCGAGACAAAGUUUGGAUCAGCUGGCGGAGAGGUUGUGUCGUGUCUGUGAGCCUGGCGAAGCUCAUCAUGUCAGGAGCAGAGCAGACAGUUGCCUUCAACCUUAUGUGGAGGCGCAACAUACUGCUGAGCUCCAGCUGGAGUGUCUGGAAAGACUGGGGGCCUUUCUGCAGACCCACAAUGUGGUGACCGGGGUGUUGGCUGGUCUGAGACAGACUGUGGAGAGCGCUGGGAGCUGGGAUCGUGCAAGAGUGGAGGAGCUGCAGCAAGAGAUGGCCUCCAUUGCACCAGAUGUUUCCCACCUUGAAGCGCUUGCUGUCAAUUUGGACAGCAGUCUGUGCAAAAGCCAUCUCCACAUCUGUACUCAUGCAGGAUCUCGUGUGUCCUGCAGAAUGCUGGCUGAUGCUCUCAGCUCUGAGUUGGAUACAGUGAGAAACCUGCUAGGUACCAAGCAGAGUGAAGCAGAAGCUCUGGGUACUCUUUGGACUUCUUUCAGGCAGAGGAAGGAGCAGCUCCUGAAAACUGUGGAGGAUAUUGAGGAGAAGGCUGAUCACCAGGGCUUCAAGGAACCCAGUCUCCUUGCUGUGCAGCAGAGACUUCGCUUCUUCCAUCAGCUAGAGGAUGAGCUGCAGUCCCACCAACAUGAGGAGCAGUGGCUGAGGGACAAGGGGAACAAGUUGGCCCAGAAGGAUGCCGAGUUAGCAGGAGAGGUCCUGAGAGAGAUCGGUCUGCUGGAGAAGACUUGGGAGGACACCAAGAAACUCAUCGCAGAGAGGCAAGAGCAGUGCAGCGUCCUUGAUGAGUUGAUGAGAGAAUACCAAACUCUGAAAACCUCCUUGAACGGCAUCAUAGAGCACUCUGAAUCCCUGCUUGAGAUCCGAUCUGUUCUCAAUGAUUAUGAGGAGUCUAAGAGGUUGCUGUCCAAGCAUGAAGCCCUAAAGACAGAAAUGACUGCCAAACACUUGGAACUGGACCAGUUUUCUAGCAAAGGAAAGCGGUUGAUGAUGGAACUGAAGAACAUCCCUGACUGUGACUGCAGUGUGAUUAAAAAGGACAUGGACACUCUUGUGGAUCAGUGGCUGGAUGUGUCAGAGAGAACUGGUGAAAACAUCCAGCUUCUCCACGGAAACCUGCGUCUGUGGGACGAAGUGCAUGGUAUCAACAAUGACAUUGAGAACUGGACAACAACUUGCCUAAUCACACUGAACGAGAGCCUCACAAAUCUGAAUGACAGUCAGAAGGUGUCAGCCAGGCUCUCCUCCAUGCAGGCAGAAAUAUCUGAUAAAGAGCAGAACCUUCAAACCUUGAGGAGCAAAGUGUCUGACUUGAAAAAGAACAGUCAAAGUCAAGAAACGCCAACAAAACUUCAGCUGUUGGAAACCGACCUGCAAAAGAAGAUCAGCUCCGUUCAGAAGCACUAUGAGCACGCCUGGAGAACCCUCAUGGAUUUCAGCUCACAGAAGAAGCAGUUGGAAGACUACAUCAGCCAGAUGUCAUUGUGGCUUAAAAAUAUGGAGGACUCCCUGGUGUCCUCGCCCAGCGCUUCAGACCCAGAGGACAUCAGCAGAGUAAAGGACCUUCAGAAAGAACUGCAAAAUCAACAGGGAAGCAUUGACACCACCAGGGAGAGCCUCAACGUGCUCUGUCGGAAAUAUCCCUCGGAAGAACUUUCAGAUUUGGGCUCAGCACUCACCGACCUUAUAAAGAGUUAUGAGUCUGUCAACCAGCUGUGUGCCAGGACUUUGUCAUCCCAGCAAAAUGGUCUUCAGCAGCAGUUCAAUGAUGUAGUUCAGGAUUUCCAUCGCUGGCUUUCAGAAGAGCGGGAGAUCGUCAGAGAGUGUUCUGACCGAUCUGGAGACACUCAUGUUGUUGAAUGCAAGCUCCAGAAAAUUAAGGGGGCAAUGGAGAGAGUGGAGGAAGGAGAGUUGCGUUUAACUCAGGUCUGUGAGGAAGGAGAGAAACUGCUCCUCCAUCUUCCUAAGGCCAGUGCUGGGCAGAUCCAGCAGCAUCUCUCCUCCAUCCAGCAGGACUGGGACUGCUUUGUGGAGCAGUGCAGACAGAAUCAGCAGAUUCUUGAGGACAGUGCGUCGCUUGUCAAAGGGUUUGAGGGUCGACUUCGGAAGCUCAGGUGGUGGUUGGAACAUAUGGAGAAGAGGAUGAGCGCAGAUUUGAUUGAAGCACAGCGGGGUCAUGAAAAAGCUGUUCUGGAGCAAGUGGAAGAGUUUCAUCAAGAGGUGCUUAAAGAGAGGGAUUCCUUUGAAAGAUUAUGUCAGGAGGGUCAGGCGCUCAAUGAGGGUGGUCGAGGAGAUGGUAGUGAGACCAGAGUCUCUGCUCAGCUGCAGUCGCAGCACCAAGCUCUGUUGAGACGUGUCAAAGAGAAACAGCGAAGCUGUCAGCUCACUUUACUGGAGCAGCAGGCCUUUGAGGAGACACUGCAGACCACCUGGGCCUGGCUGCAUGGAGUCCAGGACCGCCUGGCUUCACUCAACAGCACCAUUGGUAACAAGGAGACCCUGGAAAAACGACUGUCUCUUGUUCAGGAUAUUCUACUCAUGAAGGGAGAAGGGGAAGUGAAGCUCAACAUGACAGUUGGGAAAGGAGAGCAGGUCCUGAAGCACAACAGAAUGGAAGGGCAGGAGGCCAUUUGUACCCAGCUGCAAAGUCUGAAAGAUGCCUGGGCCAAUUUGUUGAUGAUUUCAAUGAGCUGCCACAGUCGUCUGGAGUGGACCGUGGCCCAGUGGAGCUGUUACCAAGAAAGCAAGAGCCAGCUGCACCAGUGGAUGGAGUCUGUGGAGCAGGAGGUGGCGCUGGCUCUUCCUCUGCAGCCAGGCCUAAAGGAGAAGGCCGUUCUGUUGGAGCGUCUCAAAGCCACGCAGACAGACGUGGACGCUCAUGCAGCCGCCCUGUCCUCUCUCACGGACAAAGCUGUGGAGAUGUUUGAAAAAACCGGGGACCAGACCUUCGGACCGGAGACAAGGACGGAAACCAUAACACACUUUGAUGACAUUUCAACCAUUGUCAAGGCUAAAGUCCAGUCCAUGCAGACUAUCGUGUCGGAACAUGAGCAGUAUCUGGAUGCUGUGAGAGAUUUCAAUGACUGGUUGAUCACGGCGAAAGAGGAACUCCAGCGCUGGUCUGACCUUUCAGGAGACUCUGCAUCUAUUAAGAAAAAGCUCUCCAAAGUGCAGGAACUACUUGACUCUAAGCAGCGAGGCAGAGAGAGACUUAGCCGGGUCCAGAGAUGUGGUGCCGUGGCGAGGGAUCAUACAGGUUCUGGUGGCUACGAAGCCAUUGAGAGAGAAGAGGUGACUUUACUGUCGUCAUUGGAGCAGUGGGAACGCGCUGCACUUCAAACGCGCUCCAGUCUGGAGAUGGCACUCUCACAGAUGGCCAGUUCCGAGCAGGAAUUCAGCAGCCUGUCUGCGCAGCUCGAGCAAGACAUGCAGCAGUUCAACCGACAGCUGCUUGAGUGGCGUUUGAAGCUAUCACAGGCGGAGGGCAAAAAUGAGGGGACAGAGGCAGUGGAAGGCUGGAGGAUAGCAAAGGACACACUAGAGGAACUCGUCAAAUGUCCAAUGUCUGACAGACUGAAGACUCAGUUAAAUGAUCUCUGUCGAUUCUCCAGAGACAUAGGAGCUCAGUCAGAGAAAGUGUCCAGCCUCAUAAAAGAAUAUAACAGCUUGAGUCUACAAGCCUCCAGAGAAUGCCAAAAGAAGGAGAAGCUGCUGGACCAGGGGUUCUGCUCAGUAUUUAGAGAGUUCCAACAAUGGCUGGUCAACGCAAAGAUCAACACUGCUAAGUGUUUUGAUGCGCCACAAAAUCUCAGCGAAGCUACUUCCAGCUUGCAGAAAAUUCAAGGGUUCCUGAGUGACAGAGAGCAGAGCCAAUCCAAGCUCAACACUGUGGUCGUAAGCGGUGAGCUUGUCUCUGUCAUAGCUGCCAAAGACAAAGUCGAUGCAGUGCGGACUAAAAUGAACUCCGCGCAAGAGGACUGGAAAAAUUUGAUGUCCAACCUACACAAUCGAGAGAUGAGUCUCCAGAACCUGGUGUCACAGAUGGAGGAUUUUGAAGCCAGUGCUGAGCCUCUUCAGGAGUGCUUUAAUUUCACCGAGCUGGCCAUCCAGGAGAGCAACACUCGACUCUAUGAUCUCACCGCCAAGAAGCUUGAGCUUCACAAGCUGCAGUCUGUGCUUGAGGAAUUAGCCUCUCAUGAAGUUCAGCUGAACAGGCUGAAAGAGAAGGCGCAGCUGCUGUCUGAAGAACAUGCGGCCGGAAAGAGCUUUGUGCACCGUGUGUCGCAGCUCUCUGCUCAGUUCCUAGCUUUAACCAACCUCACCAAGGAGAAGACGUCACGGCUUGACCGCAUCGUGAACGAACACCAGCUCUUAUCUCAAGGGUUAAAAGACCUGCAUAACUGGGUCGCUGAUACCAGCCACAUGCUGCAGACCUACUGUGCCCCCACCACGGACAAAAAUGUUCUCGACAGUCGGAUGAUCAAACUAGAGGCUCUUCUGACUGCUCGCCAGGAGAAAGAGAUCCAGCUUAAGAUGCUGAUCACGAGAGGUGAAUCAGUUCAGAGGAAUACCUCAGCAGAUGGAGUGUUUGUGGUUCAAAAGCAGAUUCAAGAACUCAAAGAAUCAUGGGAUGCGCUGCUGUCUGCCUCCAUUCAAUGCAAAAGUCAGCUGGAAGGAGCUCUGUCUCAGUGGACCAGUUACCAGGAAGACAUAAAACAGUUUAUGGCCUGGGUGGACCGCUUAGAGGACACUCUGGACCCCAUUGAUAGGCAUUAUCCAGAGAUGAGAGACAAAAGCACCAAUCUGAGUAAAGCCAAGCUACUGUAUGAGGAAGUCCUUAGCCACAGCGUUCUUCUGGGCACCAUCACAGCGAAGAGUGCUAACAUCACUGACAGCUUUGUGACUCAACUGGAGCUGCAAGAUCUGCAGGAACGCUAUAACAACAUCAAAGACAACGCCAUGAAAGCAGUGGGUGAAGCAGAGGAGCUGGUGAAAACACAUGAGGAAUACCAACGCAGCCUCCAGUCGUUUGAGGAUUGGUUGGAGCAGGAACAGGACAAGUUGAACUGCUAUGCACUUUUGGAGGGCGACAUUGACGUGCUGGAGGAGUCUCUCCAAAGCCUGCAGGAACUGCAGCUGCAGUGCACCGAGGGCCAGGCUCUGCUAAACACCCUUCUGCUCAGUCGGGAGAAGCUGCUUCCAUGGGGAUGUCCUCAGACCGAAGAGCGCACCCUAGAGACAGUACAGCAGCAGUGGAAGCUGUACCAGGCCCGGUUGGCUGACACCAGGUCACUACUGAACAGUGCCCUGGCCAAACUCAGACAGAUGGAGCAAAAAUUCCAACGCCUGGACAGUUGGCUGAAAGGCAUGGAGACCAAAGGACAACUACGGAGCAACCGUCGCUCUGACAAGGCUACAAAAGAAGCUCAGCUGCAUUUGAUAAAGGGCUGGCAAGAGGAGGUUCUAGUCUAUCAGGAAGAGAUGGAGGGCCUCAGUCUCUUGGCCCAGCAGGUCCUGGAUGAGACCCACUUCAGCAGCAGGAUCAGUACCAGGGCCACCCAAAUCACAGCCCGCUUCCAUGCUCUUCUCCUGCAUUUAAUGGAGACAAUCAAACAGCUUCAAGAGGAAUUGUUGUGCAUUGAAGAGGCACAAACUUCCUUCGUCACUUUCUUAGACUGGCUCAGCUCCACGAGGAACAGCUUCAGCAACGUGGCAGUGAGUGUGGAAGUGGUCGAUCGCGUUGCCAUGGAGAGGAAGUUGAAGAAGCUGGAGGCUCUGCAGCUAGACAUGGAGCAGGGUCACGCCUACCUUAAAAGCAUGCGGGAGAAGACAGAGAGAGCCAUGAUGUUCUUAGAGGAGCCCGAGGCAGAGCAGCUCAAGAAGGAAGUAGACACCCAGCUGACCCAGCGAGAAGAACUAAUGGCUGCUCUGCGAUCAGAACACACCGCCCACGAGAAAUGCAUCGCGCUCUCCAAAGACUUCAUGGAUAAAUACAAAACCCAAGCACAGUGGCUGGCGGAGACCAAAAACCUUCUGGCAUCAAGCGUGGAACCAAAAGCUGAACUGUACCAGAAGAAGGCCCAGUUGUCCAAGUACAAGACGAUCCAGCAGACAGUCGACUCUCAUGAGUCAGCUGUGAAAAGCGUCAUUGCAAAAGGGGAAGUUCUGCUAAGCAGCAUUCAUGAUCCGGCGAUAAGUGACAACAUGAAAAAGCUUCAGACUGAUUAUCAAGACCUGUGUUUGUCAGCUAAGACACAAGUCCAGAACCUUGUGGAGUGGGUGAAGGAGCACGAGGAUUACAACUGUGAGCUGCAGGAGGUGGAAAAGUGGCUCCUACAGAUGUCCAGUCGGCUGGUCACCUCAGAGUCGAUGCAGGCCACCAGCAUGGAAAUGGCCACUCAGCAGCUCGCUCGCCACAAGGCCAUUAUGGAGGAGAUCUCCAGUUUUGAGCAUCGUCUCACGAGCCUGAAGCAGAAAGGAAAAGGUCUCAUUUCCAGCUGUACCGACCAGGUCCAAGCCAAGAUCAGUCAGCAAGUGGAAGCUCACCAGCAGGGAACCAGAGAUAGCUACUCGGCCAUAUGUAGCACAGCUCAGCGAGUAUACCAAAGUCUGGACAGAGAGCUGCAAAAGCACGUCAACCACCAGGACACGCUCCAGCAGUGUCAGACCUGGCUCUCCGCUGUGCAAGAGGAGGUGGAGCUCAACCAGCAGGGACCCUCCGGUCACCAGGAGGCACUUAAACAGGUGAAGCACUACAGGGCUCUUCAGGAGCAGGCAAGCACCUACCUGGACCUGGUGUGUUCAGCCUGUGAUCUCUCUGAUGAGACCGUUCGAGUCACAGCCGCAGAGGUCCAGAAAGUCAAGCUCAUGAUCGAGGAAAGGAUGUCGCUCGCUCAUGACCUCUCUGAGGGCUGGAGGGACAUCAAGGAGCAGAAGCAAGAUCUCACCAGCUUGUUUCAAGACAUGGAGCAGCAGCUCAUCAGUCUGUCCAGAAGACCUGCCGAGUUAGAGACAAAGAUUGCACAAAACAUGCUGACUCAGGCACAGGAGUGCUAUAUUCAUCUCCAGUCCAAGCAGAGUAUUCUAACCAAGAUGACAGAGAGGGUCAGCAGACUGACUCAGAGCAGGGACUCUCCUGAACAUGCAGAGCUGGACCACCUGAGCAACUCUUGGCUGGAGCUGUGCCACCAUGCCAGGAAGCUGCAGAGUCAGAGGGAGGCGGACCUACAGCGGGCCAAAGAGUACCACGACUGUAUCUCUGCAGUGGAAGCUCUUUUUGGACAGGUGUCCAAAGAUUGGGACAAUCUGGCCAGGACUGAUGCUGAAAGUUCAUCCCAGCAUCUGGAUGCACUCCAAAAACUUGCAGUUACACUGGAGGAGCAGAAAGAAUCUCUAGACAGCCUCAAAGACCAGAAACAAAAGGUCAUCCAACAUGUGAACCUGGAUGACAAAGAGCUGGUCAAAGAGCAAAUCAGUCACUUUGAGCAGCGCUGGUCUCAGAUGCAGAAUCUCAUUGAGAAGAAGAUCCAGGACUCUUUGAUGACCCUGGAGGAGAUGAGCCAAGUGGAGGCACGCCUGCGCGAGGCUCGGGACUGGGCAGAAGAGCAACGUCCGGCUCUAUCUGAGGCCAUGAAGAUGAGUCCUCCUCCUGAGCUGGCUCAGAGCUUCCUGUUUGACCACCUGAAUAUUUGCAGUGAGUUGGAGGCCAAGCAGCUCCUCCUUGCUCAAGCAAUGGCUGACGCUGACCGAGUCCUGGCUCACCUGGGUCUCUGUGAACGACAGCAUCUCCAGCAGCUGAUCUCUGACACUCAGUCUCAGUUGGAGUCUCUCAGUGUUAAAGUUGCACAGCGCCGCAAACACCUCAGCAAAGCCUUCACGGAGAGAACACACUUCCUGAUGGCGCUCAGUCAGAGCAUUUUCUGGGUCCAGCAGAACGAGCGGAAGGCCCAGUCCGAGGAGUUCAUUGCUCUGUUGCCUGAUGAUCUGGCCAAGCAGGUCAGAACCUGCAGGAACAUCCAGAGCAGUUUAAAAGCCUACCAGAGUGAGCUGACCUCCCUGUGGUCUCAAGGCCGGGACCUGAUGAGGGAAGCUAAUGAGGAGGAGAAGAAUGAGAUUCUCACAAAGUUGCAGGAGUUGCAAAACAUCUUUGACAAGACGCUCCACAGGUGUGGCCAGAAACUUCAGGAGCUAGAAAAAGUAUUACUAUCUAGAAAGUAUUUCAAGACAGACUUGGAGAAAAUCUGCCAGUGGAUCAAACAAUCGGACAUCAUCACGUUUCCUGAAAUAAAUCUGAUGGUGGGAGAUGCUGAGUUGGAGGCUCAGCUCUUCAAGUACAAGCAGAUCAUUGAGCAGGCAAUUGAGUACGAGAACCUUCUUCUAAUGGUGCAAAGAGCUGGUCAGGAAAUUCUCCCCACCCUGAAUGAAGUAGACCACUGCUAUUUGGAUGAAAAACUCAACACCCUCCCGCACCAGUACAACAACAUUUUAGCCCUAGCCAAGGAGAAGCAGGAGAAAAUCCAGCAGGCCAUUCUCACUCGGAAAGAGUACACCUCCUUCAUCGAUGUCACUCAUAAAGCGCUGAAGGAGCUGGAGGAGCAGUUCAAUCAUCUCAACUCUCAGCCAGUGGGGUUACAAACAGAGGAGGUUGUCAGCUUGCAGAGCGACUACAGAGCCAUUCAGGCUGACCUCACUAACCUGGGUCUGGCUGUGAGUGAGCUCAACCAGAAGAAAGAGGGCUUCCGUAGCACCGGUCAGCCUUGGUGUCCCGAAGAAAUGACACAACUUGGAAGCCUGUACAACGGCCUCAAAAGAUUAGUUGAACAGAAAGUUGAGCAUCUGGAUGAAACCUUGGAGUCCUUCGAGGACCACAAAGCAAUGGCCCUACAAGUUGAUUCUCAGUUGAAGGCUACGAAGGAGCAGCUGGUGAAGGUCAACACCGAGACUCAGUCAGCAGAGGAGAGGCUGAAGAACUACCACGCUCUGGCAGGGAGUCUCCAGAGUGCCAAUUCCCACUUGACAAGGCUCAUGGAACAGAUGGACACCCUGGCACCACGGGUAGACCAGGCGGCCCAAGAUGCCUCCAAAGAGCAGGUGGUUCUGUGGCAGGAUGAGCUCCGAUCUUUGCAAGACGCAGUCGGCGAUCUAAUAGAAGAGUGUGAGAACAGAUUUAUUCAGAGUAAAGACUUUGAGACGGAGAUGAAGAGGACUCUGGACUGGCUGCAGCAGGUCAGGAACGAGCUGGACUGCGCUGUGAUCGUGGACGUGAGGGUGGAGAAGGUCCAGGAGGAGAUCAGGAAGCAGCAGAUAAUGCAGGAGGAGGUUCAGUCCAAACUGAGGAUCGUGGCUGCGCUGAGUAGCAGAGAAAAGCAGAAGUACAUCAGUGUCAAUGAGCUCAUUCCAGCACAUGUGGACAGCAGCCUGGAGGAGAUGGCCAAGCUGCAGGCCGAAGUUCAGAAAGCUCUCAGCUACAAACAGAUCACCCUGGAGGAGGCUCUGGUAUUGUGUCAGAAGUACCACUUCAGGAUGCAGUCUGCCUGUGAGUGGCUGGAGGAUGCCGUAUCCUUUCUGCAGCAAGCAAGCUUAGGUGUGGACGUGGAGAACUAUGAGGAGUGUCUCCGGCAGCAAGGAGACAUCAUGGCCACGGAGCAGGAGUUCCUGCUCCAUCUGAAUGAGUUGGAAGCUCUUCUAGCACCACUGGGUAACCUGGUCAACCCAACAGCUAAAGAGCAGCUCAGGGUCAGCGUGGACUCUGCAAAGCAGCGUGGGGUGGAGGUCCGAGAUCAGCUGCAGUGCCACCAGGACGUCCUGCAAAGUUGCGUGGUGCAGUGGAACUCAUACCAGGAUUCCCGGCAGACCGUCAUCGAGCUCAUGAAUGAAGCCGAAAAGAAGCUGACUGAAUUUUCAACUGCGAAAGCUGCGACAAGUGACGAAGCUGAAGAAAAGCUUUGUAGUCACAGGUCCCUUGUUUCACUUGUGAAUGGAUUUCAAGAGAAGCUGAGUGGCUUGGAGGACCAGGCCGCGCAGCUUGAACUGGUCGGCAGCGAUGCCAGCAAGGCCACCAUCAGCCGCUCCAUGACUACAGUGUGGCAGCGCUGGACAAGACUUCGAAGUGUCGCCCGUGGGCAGGAACAAGUGCUGGAGGAUACCGCUCAGGAGUGGAGGACAUUCAGAGAGAAGAUGGACCGGGUGAGAGGAAUCCUCGAUGAGCUCCAGAGUCGGGUCCCGGACACAGCUGUGGAGAAGGCAUCCAAAGCUACGCUACAGUCCCUACUGGACCAGCACGAGUUACUUGGUCAAGACCUGGAGAGAGAGUUCUCUUCUCUGACUUUGCUGCGUCAGUACGCUCUCAGCCUCCUGCAUGAUGUUGAAGUGCCUUCACCAACUAGUGAGCAGGAGGAGCUGCCGACACUGAAGGAGAUAAGGACAGUUCAGGCACAGAUGGAAAGUCUGCUGACCCAGUCCAGGACCAAGCGAGCUCAAGCUGGCCAGGAACUGAGGGAAAGGGAGGAAGUGGAGCGGGAGCUCAGUAUAGUCAAAGCUUGGGUGCAGGAAUCCAGGGAGCUGCUUCUAAACCCCACUCCGGACAUUGAAUCACUCCUGCAAGAGCUUGAGGUUCUACAUGGAGACGUGAUCACGUACCGUCAGAAUGUGGAUAAACUGGCGGAGCAGCAGCAGAGCAAGUACCUGGACCUCUACACGAUACUACCAUCUGAGAUAUCCAUGCAGCUGGCUGAGGUCUCACUGGGCUUGGGCGCCAUUGAAGAUCAGGUUCUAUCUAAAGAGCGGGAAAUCCAGAGAACUCGGGAAAUCAAGGAAGACUUCAGCAUCAGAAUCCAUGACGUCUCAGAGAAACUAAAAGCCAUCUCAACAAAAUUUAAUGAAAAAUUGCCAGAUGUUGACCAUGCUAAAGAAGAGGUCAAGAGUCUGGCUGAGGACCUUGAGCGCUGUGACCGCACUCUCUCAGAACUGGAUGCAGCUGUUCAGGAGUUUGGACGCAGGAACCCUUUCCUGGCAAAGCAGCUCAGUGAUUCCAUUGGGAAACUGUCCGAGAUGCAUCACCAGAACACUCGACUGAUUGACUGCAGAAACAAAUGGAUCAAAAAGGCUGUGUGUUAUUUAGAUGAAUAUAAUGAGAUGCUCGACUUCAUUGUGAGGUGGGCAGAGAAAGGGAGGAUUCUGGUGAGGGCCAAUGUCAUAUGGAACUCCUCGGCACACUUGCAAGAGCAGAUCAGGAUGUUUCAAGCUGUCCUGAGAGAGUCGCGGGAGUUGCAUGGAGAUCUGGAGUCCAUGGCAGAGAAAGUGGAGCUCCUGUCCGAGGUGCUGCAGGUUGAGUCUAUGAGCCAACAAGUGUGUGAGCUCAGUCGACACACAGAGGAGCUUCAGCAAAGUAUCAAGAUCCGUCUGCAGAGUUUAGAAGACGCUGACAAGACUAUGGAAGCUUUGGAAUAUGAAGUGAAGGCUCUGCAUGUUGCUUUGGAGCAAGUCCAAUCCACCUUGAUCUCCCCAGAGCUGGCGCGGCAGAGUCUGAAAGAGCAGCUGGCACAGAGACAGCGUCUGUUAGCAGACAUGGAAGGUUUCAAGCAGCAAGUCCAGAGAGUGCAGCUGUGUCAGAGCGCUCUGCAGGUGCCAGAGGAGGUGAUGCCCACCCUCACCAUUUGUCGCACUGCUCUCCGUCUGCAGCAGGAAGCCAGUCAGCUGCAGCACGUGGCCAUUCAGCAGUGCAACAUCCUGCAGGAGGCAGUAGUGCAGCAUGAGCAGUACGAACAAGAAGUGAGAGACCUGCAGGGCCUCAUAGAGGAAGCACACCGGGUCAUCCAGGACCGUCCAAUUCCCACCAACAACAUUCAGGAGUUGCAGGCCCAAAUCCUUCACCAUGAAGAACUUGCUCUGAAGAUCAAGGUGUACCAAGAGCAGAUCGCUUCACUUAACUCGAAAUGCAAGAUGUUGGCAGUAAAGGCUAAGCAUGCGACAAUGCUGCUGACUGUGAGCGACGUGGAGGGACUGCCUGAUGGAGAGAAAUCAUCAAAGUCGACAGCACAGACUGUGAUGAUGACUGCUGGUCGCUGUCAUACCCUCCUGUCUCCGGUCACUGAGGACUCUGGGGAGGAAGGAACCAAUAGUGAGGUCUCAUCCUCACCAGUGUGUCGCUCACCGUCUCCAAUCAGUCAAACCGAGGCCACUACAACCAGGAUGGGACGAGGAACUCUAAUAAGAGCUCCCAUCCAAGAACUGUACGAUCCAACGUUUGAGUCGGUGGCAAACUUGGAUGACUUGCAGCGCUCAUGGGAGACUCUGAAGAAUGUGAUCAGUGAGAAGCAGAGGUCUUUGUACGAGGCUCUGGAAAAGCAACAGCACUAUCAGAGUUCCCUUCAGUCAAUCUCGACCAAAAUGGAAGCACUGGAGUCCAAACUGAAUGAGCCUGUGGAGUCAGAUAGAAGUCCUGACAGCCACAUGAAGAUCCAUGAGGAUCUCACUGAAGAAAUCAACACGGUGCAGGCUGAGAUAAACCAGCUGCAGGCCAGCUUCACUGAAGACCUCAGCUAUGGCGCUGUGAAUUCUGACAUGGUGGAGCAGCUGGCGAUGCGGUCGUCUCUGUCCGUACUGGCUGAGAGGAUGGCCACCAUUCACAUGAAGGCCACUGGGAAACAACAGCUGCUUGAGGAGCAUGUGAGUGAGCGUCUGGAGGGCCAACGUCAAGAAGAGGCCAUGCAGCGGUACAAGACUCAGGCCGAUGAACUGGACCGGUGGUUUAAGAGUAUGAGCCUCGCUGUUUCCUCCAUUCUGGAACCCCAUACUGUUGAAGAGACCGAUGUGGACGCGCAGCUUGCUGAGUGUCAGAACAUGCUGCUGGACAUUGAGGAGAAGGUGCAGGCCCUGUCAGAGCUCACCAUGCACAGUGAGAACCUGCUGCAGGGGGGCCGAGCCAGCACCCGGGAGGAAGCUGAGCGACUGGCACGGAAGUUACGGACCCUCAAGGGCGGCCUCUUGGAGCUGCAGAAGAUGCUGCAGGACAAGCAGAUUAACCUGCAGCAGGACUCUUUGCAUGAGCUGGAGGACAGUGAGUCGGACUCCAGUCUCUCACAGAGUCCCAGUGUGCAGGACUGGCUGGCCCAGGCCCGGACCAUGCGGUCCCAACAGCACCAGGACAGUCUGCAGACACAGAGGGAGCUGGAGGAGCAACUUGCGGAGCAGAAGAAGCUUCUUCAGUCUGUUGCCAGCCGAGGAGAGGAAAUCCUCAUUCAGCAAGCCUCCCCCAGCAGUACAAGUGCUUCAGAACCGUUUUCAUCAGCAGCAUUGAUGGACAGGGAAGCGCAGGCGGCGCUGGAACAGAUGAGACAGAGAUGGGAGAGUCUGAGGCUGGAGCUUAGAACCAAACUCCAGCUCUUGGAGAAGACGCUGCAGCAGGACAAAAAGCUGCCAGUCUUUGUGAGAGCUCCGGGGUCACUGUUUAAAGAGGACUCUCCGGUGGACAAGUCGUCACUGCAGACGCUCUAUGAUGAAUUCAGACAAACAGUCAAGGACACAGACACUCAGAGUGCAGGUGGUGUGCAUGUGGAGCAGGUGCAACAGCAGCUCUACACAGCUGUAACUUCCACCUCCUCAUGGCUGGAUGCGGUGGAGAACAAUGUUUUCGCAGGCCCAGUGCUGGUGGCUGACAAUGCAGCUCAACAAUCUCAGCUGCAAACACAGGAGAUGUUACAGAAUGACAUGAGAAGCAUGAUGGAUGAGGUGAAGCUCAGCUGGACUCUGCUUGCUGGUUCCUCAUGCUUAAAGCUUGAAGACCGCACUUUGCUUGAGGACAAUUUGAGUUGUCUGACAGAAAGGUUAGGACUAGUAGGCUCUGCUCUCGGGCAGAGUUGUGACCACAUGAGGACCAAGACGCAUGAGCUCACAGCUUAUCAGACGGAGUUGCAGGAAGUCCAGACUGCUUUGAUAGAGACCAAGUGCCAGAUUCUGCAGGCCUUACCUGGAGCCAUGGACAGACCCACACUGGAUCAGCAGAAGACCAUAUCCAGUGCGGAGGAAAGUCUCAAAGAGUUUGAUCAGCGGAUCACUGAGCUGAAAACCAAAGGUACAGCACUCCAGGCGGAUCAGAUGUCCACAACCAAAAUACUGAAGCUUCAGGAUUCCUUCGAAGAGUUGGUGAUGACUGUUGGCUCUCGGCGCAGUGGCCUGAACCAGAACUUGGCUCUGAAGGAGCAGUAUGAACGUGCGCUGCAGGACCUGACUGACCUGGUGGACACAGCUAAAGACAAGAUGUCUGCUGAUCGUAGGAUUGUCGCCAGCUCUGUGGAAGAAGUCCAGAAUCACUUAGACAAGCAUAAGGAGUUCUUCCAGGGUCUGGAGUCUCACAUGACAUUAACAGAGACAUUAUCUCGAAAGAUUAGCGGCCUGAUGCUUCCUGAGGAGAAACAAGUUCUGGAGGAAACUCUAGCUCAGGCUCAGGCUGUGCUCAAAGCAGCUCACAGUAAAGGUGUGGAGCUUGAGUGUGUGCGAGAGAGUUGGUGGCGCUUGAUGCAAGAUUACCAAAGUCUGAAUCGGCAACUGGAGGCUGUCGAAGAAAGCAUCCCGACUGUGGGGCUGGUGGAGGAGACAGAGGACCGACUGCAAGACAGGAUCUCACUGUGUCAGGUUUUAAAGGGAAGGCUCUCAGAGCACCAACACAAGCUGUACCAGGUUCUGGAUGAAGGUAAACACCUCCUGGUGUCGGUCUGCUGUCCUCCCCUGGAGAGUCAACUUGCGCUGCUCGGAGAUCGGUGGCUUAACAACACCAACAAAGUCAACAAGGAACUUCAACGUCUAGAGGCGAUCCUCAAACACUGGACAAGGUACCAGAGGGAGUGUGGAGAGCUCAGUGAAUGGCUACAAUCUGCUCUGGAGCGACUGGAGUUCUGGAACACACAGGCUGUGUUGGUACCCCAGGAUCUGGAGACCGUCAGAGACCAUCUCUCUGCUUUUCUUGAAUUUUCCAAAGAAGUGGAAGGCAGAUCUAGCCUGAAGACCUCUGUGGUUUCUGAAGGCAACCAGCUGCUGAGGUUGAAGAAAGUGGACACUGUGGUGCUGCGGUCUGACUUGGAACGCAUCGACACCCAGUGGAGCGAGCUGCUGACCCGCAUCCCAGUGGUACAGGAGAAGCUGCACCAGAUACAAAUGGAAAAGCUAGCGUCCCGUCAUGCCAUCACUGAGUUGUUCAACUGGAUAUCAUUGAUGGAAAACGUCAUCGAGGAGGACGAGGAGAACUUGAAGAGCGCUGUGGGAUCUAGUGUGAUCCAGGACUACCUGCAGAAAUACAAGGGUUUCCGAGUAGAUUUAAGUUGUAAGCAUCUGACUGUGGACUUCGUCAACCAGUCGGUUCUGCACCUCAGUGGUCAUGACGUCGAGAGCAAGCGCAACGACAAGACUGACUUUGCAGAGCGACUGGGUGCCAUGAACAGACGCUGGCAAAUUCUCCAGAGCCGCAUCAAUGAGAGAAUACAGUUCUUUGAGAACCUGCUGGAAAUGUGGUUGGAGUAUGAGAGCAGCGUCCAGACCCUUAAAUCCUGGAUGGGGACUCAAGAGGACCGUCUUCGGAGGAAAAACAGGCUGGAAGAUCUGACGUCUGUGCAGAAUGCUCUGAAAGACUGUCAGGAGAUGGAGCACAUGAUGAAGGAGAGAGAGAAAGAACUGGAGCAAGUGGAGGAGCACGGCUGUGCACUGGUUCAGAACAAGACAGACGAGGCCUGUGCCAUUGUCAUGGAGACUCUGCAGGGUGUCAAUCACACCUGGGCAAACCUGGACCACAUGAUCAGGCAACUGAAAAUCAGCCUAAAUUCGGUUCUAGAUCAAUGGAGUCUGUAUCGUCGAGCCUCGGAGGAGAUUAACAGCUACCUGAUGGAGGGCAGGUACUCUGUGUCCCGAUUCCGCCUCCUUACGGGAUCUCUGGAGGCUGUUCACCAGCAGGUCCAGAGUCUGCAGGACUUGCAGGAGGAUCUGGAGAAACAGGAGAGCAGCCUGCGAAAGUUUGGGGCUGCAACCCAUCAGUUGCUGAAAGAGUGUCACCCCUCAGUGUCCGACUCUCUGAACAAUGCCCUCAAAGACGUCAAUGCCAGGUGGACAGGUCUUUUGGAGGAGAUCGCCGAGCGCCUGAAGAGCAGCAAAGCUCUGUUUCAGCUGUGGCAGAGCUACAAGGAUCUCUAUGAGCAGAGUUGCAGCAGCAUCCAGCUGCAGGAGGAGAAAGCCGACCAGCUGUUGAAGACCACCUGCAGCAAGGACAUUGCUGAUGAGCUGGUCUCCACCUGGAUUCAAGAGUGUAGUGAGGUCCUCCGGUCACAUGGCCCGGUGCAGGCAUCCCUGCAGGUCCUGAAGGAACUUGGUGAUCAGCUGAAGCUGCAAGUGGACAGAUCUGCUGCGUCUGCCAUUCAGUCUGAUCACCUGUCCCUCACGCAGCGGCUGUCGACGACAGAGCAGGCGCUCACAAGGCAACUCAUCACACUUCAGACUGGGGUCCACGACUACGAGACCUUCAACGACCAGCUUGAGUCUUUAGCCUCGUGGGUCAAUGAGGCGGAACAGGCACUGAAGGUGAACGAUCCCAACGGCUCUACCGACCUCACGCUCAUCCAAGACAGAAUGGCUGUGCUCAAGAAAUUGAUGCUCAAGUUCAGCUGCAUGGCUCCUGAACUGGAGCGUCUCAAUGAGCUUGGUUAUCGACUACCACUCAAUGACUCCGAGAUCAAGCAAAUGCAGAACCUCAAUAGAAGUUGGUCCACUGCCUCGACCCAGACCACGGAGAGAUUCAGCAAACUUCAGUCCUUCCUGCUGCAGCAGCAGACCUUCUUAGAGAAGUGUGAGACAUGGAUGGAGUUCUUGGUCCAGACGGAACAGACUCUGGCUGUGGAGAUUUCGGGGAAUUAUAAGAGUCUGGUGGAACAGCAGAAAGACCAUGAGUUAUUUCAAGCGGAGAUGUUCAGUCGCCAACAGAUUCUGCACUCCAUCAUCAGUGACGGUCAGCAGAUGUUGGAGCAGGGUCAAGUGGACGACAGCAUUGAGUUCAACCAGAAGUUGGCUCUGCUGAGUAACCAGUGGCAGGGUGUGGUGCGGCGCGGCCAGCAGAGGCGAGGCAUCAUAGACAGUCUACUCCGUCAGUGGCAGCGCUACCAGGAGAUGGUGGAAAAGCUCCGGAAGUGGCUCAGUGAAAUUGCCCUCUCACCUGAUCACCUUUCCCAUGGGAAAACCAUCCCAUUGCAAAAAGCCCGCGCCAUGCUGGAUGCAGUCCAGGUAGGUUGCAUCGCCUUCCUGCUGCACUGGUGGCCAGGUUCUAAUAUAUCUGACAUACAUCAUGACGUCUGCUCACAGCUGAAGGAGAAGGUGCAGCAGCGUCAGCAGGGCAGCUACAUCCUGACGGUGGAGGCUGGCAGACAACUGCUCCUGUCAGCUGACAGUCAAGCUGAGGUGGCCCUACAGGCAGAGCUCACUGAUUUCCAGGAGAGAUGGAAGCAGACCAGCGUGUCUCUGGAGGAGCAGAGGAAGCAGCUCGGGAACCUGUUGAAGGACUGGGAGCGGUGUGAGAAGGGCAUCUGUGGCUCUUUAGAAAAGCUGCGGUCCUUCAAACGACAGCUCUCUCAGCCCCUUCCUGACCAGCAUGAGGAACUCCAGGCUGAGCAGAUACGAUGCAAGGAUCUGGAGAGGACCUUUGAUGGCUGGACAGGUGACCUGGCUCACCUGAACAUGCUGAGAGAGUCUCUGGCCAGCUACAUCAGCACUGAAGACCUUUCUGUGCUCCAGGAGCGGAUUGAACUGCUCCACCGACAGUGGGAGGAAAUCUGCCACCAGCUGUCGCUGCGCAGGCAGCAAGUGAGUGAGAGGCUGAAUGAGUGGACGGUUUUCAGCGACAACUACAAGGAGCUGUGCGAGUGGCUGACGAACAUGGAGGGCAAAGUCUCGCAGAACGGCGACAUCAGCAUCGAGGAGAUGAUCGAGAGGCUUCGCAAGGAGUACCAGGAGGAGAUCAGUGUGGCAGAGGGGAACAAGCUGCAGUUGCACCAGCUGGGUCAGCGGCUGGCCAAGGCCAGCAACCAAAGCAAGGCUGCAGAAAUUGAGCAAAAACUCAACAAGGUCAGCGACCGCUGGCAGCAUCUUCUGGACCUCAUCGGAGCCAGAGUGAAGAAACUGAGGGAAACUCUGGUGGCAGUACAGCAGCUGGACAAGAAUAUGAGCAGCCUGCGCUCCUGGUUGGCCCACAUUGAAGCAGAGCUCUCCAAGCCCAUCACCUACGAAACCUGCGACUUCCAGGAGAUCCAGAGGAAGCUGGAUUUGCAGCAGGAGCUCCAGCGUGACAUUGAGAAACACAGCACCGGAGUGGCUUCGGUUCUGAACCUGUGUGAGGUUCUUCUGCACGACUGCGACGCUUGUGCCACCGACACCGAGUGCGACUCCAUCCAGCAGGCAACACGGAGCCUGGACCGCCGCUGGAGGAGCAUCUGCGCGUUGUCCAUGGAGAGGAGACUCAAGAUCGAGGAGACUUGGCGAUUGUGGCAGAAGUUUCUUGAUGACUUCUCAAAGUUUGAGGAGUGGCUGGCCACUUCGGAGAAGACCGCUGCGCUGCCCAACUCCUCUGGAGUUUUGUACACCAUUGCUAAAGAGGAGCUGAAAAAAUUUGAGACCUUCCAGAGACAGGUCCAUGAGAGUCUGACCCAGCUGGAGUUGAUCAACAAGCAGUAUCGCCGCCUCGCCAGAGAAAACCGCACAGACUCGUCCUGUCGCCUCAAAGAGAUGGCCCACAGCGCCAAUCAGCGCUGGGACAACCUGCAGAAGAGGGUGGUUUCAAUCCUGCGCAGACUGAAGCACUUCAUCAGUCAGCGAGAAGAGUUUGAGACUGCCAGAGACAAUAUCCUGGUGUGGCUGACCGAGAUGGACCUCCAGCUGACCAACAUUGAGCAUUUCUCCGAGUGCGACAUCCAGGCCAAGAUCAAACAACUUAGGUCCUUCCAACAGGAGAUCUCUCUGACCACUGCCAAGAUCGAGCACAUCUUCCACCAAGGAGAGGCUCUGAUUGAGAAGAGCGAGCCACUGGAUGCUGCAGUCAUUGAGGAAGACCUGGAGGAGCUACAGCGCUACUGUCAGGAGGUCUUUGGUCGAGUGGAGCGCUAUUACAAGAAGCUCAUCCACCUGCCUCUUGCUGAUGAUGACACUGAGGUGUCCUUCUCGGACCGUGAGCUGGAGCUGGACGAGCCUGGGGAUCUGUCCAACCUUGGGUGGAGCGAGCGAUUAGGGGAUGGGUUCUUGUCACCCCUGCCGUCCUCUGGACGCUCGGCCUCUCUGGCCGCUCAGUUCCGGACGGAGCGCUCGGGCCGAGACACUCCUGCGAGCGUGGACUCCAUCCCUCUGGAGUGGGACCACGACUACGACUUGAGCCGUGGGUUGGAGAGCGCGAGCAGAGCGCUGAGAGAGCAGCAGAGUGAGGAGGGCGACUUCCUGCAGCGACCAGCAUCUGCCAUGUCAGAUGUAGUGAUCCCAGAGAGCCCUGAGGCCUUUGUUAAACUAACUGAACAAACACUGAGGUCUUCCACUGGCGAGGCUGCAUCGUCUGACUCGAAUGUUCACCCACUGGACUCCAGUCGUUUCUCGCUUCAGCUUGACAGGAGUCGCAGUCGCACUCCCACCAGCGCCGAGCUGGACGGCUCCUAUAUGGGUUAUAUGCGUCUGCUGGGUGAGUGUCGCGGCAGCAUCGACACGGUGAAGAGGAUGGGCUACGAGCUGAAGGAGGACGACGAUGCUGUGUCUGGACUGGCUGAUCCAAGUAGCUCUGAGUCACAAACGUCAGGGGUGAUCGAACGUUGGGAGCUCCUCCAGGCUCAGGACCUCAGCAAAGACAUGCGCACCAAACAGGAGCAGCAUCAGUGGCAGCAGCUCAACUCGGACCUGAACAACGUUUGGACCUGGCUGGGGGAGACGGAGGAAGAGCUGGAGCAGCAACAGAGGUUGGACGUAACCAUGGACUUCCAGAACAUCGAGCUGCGUAUCAAAAAGCUAAAGGAGCUGCAGAAAGCGUACGACAAGUGGAAACCCAUCGUCUUGUCCAUCAACUUGUGCAGCGCUCAGUUCGUGCACUCGGACACGGAGGAGUCCCGAGAGCUGCAGGCCAAGCUCAAAGACAUGAACAACCACUGGGACACAAUGGGCAGCUCACUGGACGCGUGGAGGUCGUCGCUGCAGGAAGCGCUCAUGCAGUGUCAGGACUUCCACGAGAUGAGUCACGGUUUACUGCUGUGGCUGGAAAACAUUGAUCGCAGGAGGAAUGAAGUGGUUCCCAUCGACCCCAUCCAAGACAGCCUCACUCUGCAUCAGCACCAUAAAACACUCACGCAAAUCCGCCAGGAGCUUCUGGACUCUCAGCUGAAAGUGGCCUCUCUUCAGGACAUGUCCCUCCAGUUGCUGGUCAACUCUCAGGGAAGUGACUGUCUGGAAGCCAAAGAGAAGGUGCACGUCAUCGGGAACCGCCUUAAACUGCUGCUGAAGGAGGUGACCAGAGACCUCCGGGAGCUGGCCAAGAUCCUGGAUAUCACCAGCAGUCAGCAGGACCUGUCUUCGUGGUCUUCCACCGACGAUCUGGACACUUCGGGCUCCCUCAGUCCUGCAUCUGGAAGAAGCACCCCAAGUCGACGACGAUCGCAACGGGGCAAAUGUAGUGUGUCACAGCCUGGACCCUCUGUGAGCAGUCCACCACACAGGUGUCCCAGCGCCGAUGGAUCCGAUUCCUUCCAUUCUGAGCCGGCAGAGGUGCCCCGGUCCUGGUUCCUGAGGCGGGCCCUGUGGGUGGUGCUGCCCCUGCAACUGGUCCUGCUCCUGAUCCUGGUCUCCGCCUUCCUGCUGCCCAUGUCCCAGGAGGACUACUGCGCUCAGUCCAACAACUUCGCCCACUCCUUCUACCCGAUGCUCAGCUACACCAACGGACCCCCGCCGGUGUAGCCGGGCCACCGACCUGUCGAUCGACCCGACUGGACUGACCUGCACCAAAGCUGAGAAGAGGAACUGUGAACCUGCUCGCAACACAAUCGUUUCUAUAAACAACGUCACUUGUUUUCUAGCAUGUGCUUCUCUCACUCAUCUGUUUCUGUGGUGGGUUUGAUUCAUCCGACAUGAGAUUAACCUUUAACUCCCAUUUGCGCUCAGUAAACCUUUUAUUUUUUUAAGGACCGACAUAGAGAAUAAGAUAUAAACGCUAUUGUAUUUUUUGUAUUACUGUCACUGCAGAUGUCUAACAGUACAAGAUGAUAUUAUGUAUAUAAUGUGGGGAUCAUGUGCGACUGUGAUAAACUAUGAAUGCCAAAUCUAA
Molecule: messenger RNA, 27096 nt
Organism: Synchiropus splendidus (mandarinfish)
Lineage: Eukaryota; Metazoa; Chordata; Actinopteri; Syngnathiformes; Callionymidae
Gene: syne1b
Product: spectrin repeat containing, nuclear envelope 1b
Exons: 146
Coding region: 288-26729 (8813 amino acids)
Cellular component (GO): membrane
Molecular function (GO): protein binding
Source: RefSeq, a predicted model, not a curated record